Molecule: messenger RNA, 5034 nt
Organism: Conger conger (European conger)
Lineage: Eukaryota; Metazoa; Chordata; Actinopteri; Anguilliformes; Congridae
Gene: itpkcb
Product: inositol-trisphosphate 3-kinase Cb
Exons: 8
Coding region: 454-2553 (699 amino acids)
Biological process (GO): inositol phosphate biosynthetic process
Cellular component (GO): nucleus; cytoplasm
Molecular function (GO): inositol tetrakisphosphate kinase activity; inositol-1,4,5-trisphosphate 3-kinase activity
Source: RefSeq, a predicted model, not a curated record
AAGAGAGGGAGAGGCACGCGGUGUAUGAUACACAUGGCUUGCGGCGGCGGAGGAAUGAGCGAGUUUCCUGUUAUUUAAAUGUGCGCUCGGUCUUACAGCACGUCCCUUAAUUACGUUUCGAGCAAGAAAGGACACCUUUCUGUGGCGUGUAUAGGAGCGAAUAAGGGGCUGCGUGGACUGACGAAACGUCCAACGACGGAGUGUACAGUUUGAAAAUGUGGUUGAGCAACUUCCUUAAAGUCUCGAAGCACAAACGUGUCAUGCUUGCAGCGCUGACACUUUAUGUGCAUCACAUGGCCUAGAUACGGCUUCGGUGGACUCGUUUAAGGUGUAAUAUAAACCAUAAUAUAAAAGCACCAUCCUUGUGAAUCAGAGGGCGUGGAUUGAAGAUUGAAACGCUUUGUUCUGCGAGACCCCUCCUCGCCUGACAGGGCGGAAGGUACGGAGUGCAGUAUGGGUCAAUCCCCUUCCGUAUCGCCGUGCUCCUCCAUCGUCUCGGCUAAAGCGAAAGGAAAAUCGGUGGAGACGGCAGCGAGGCGAAUGAGAAUACGAAGAAUAACAAGCGAGGAGCAAGGAGGUGACCGGUUUGACCGGAAUUUAGCCAAAAAUAAAGAGCUACCCAAACUGGAAGAGAGGGUGACGGAUAUUUCUUCGGCGGAGCUCGGAAGCGAGGAUUGGGAGGCACUCGGACCAAAGGAGUCGUUUUGCGGUCGGACAGAGACAAACCAAAUCUCCGUUACCAAAAACCCACCUGGUGACCGGCGUGAACCAGCCCGGGCUGUUGUGAGCAGGUAUGUGGACGGAAGCGGUGGUGAAUUAGAUGCCGAAUGUUGCAAUCUACAGGGCAACGGACUCGAUAGAAUCGACUGCACGAACCAUCAACGCGACGGCGCAAACACGACCUGGGAUCGUGAUAGAGAUGCCUCGGUCCAGAUUAUGGAGAAUCAAUCUUUCAGAGAUAAUUGUACCAAACAGAGCAGAAGCGCUUUGGAGGCCAAGCUACCACGGGAGCUGGGGGUACCGGUUGGUUCAGACGGAGUGUGUCCGCCGGAGCAAGCUAUGAGACAGACUCUAAUGAGCUUGAGUUUGGACGCUCCAAAAAGAAGUGACGUGACUGGUUCGGCAGACUCCCAACAGACUAACUCCAUAGAGCGUAUAGUAAACCAUUCUAAUGUGCGAAUGACUAAAACGCCAGAACCUACUUCCCCUUGUCCGAUCAAAGCGUUCAGACCGGGGGAGAGGACCCAUAGCUGUCCCGUAGAGUCGGUAAACAAGUCAAGCCCUCUGAAACAACACGGAGUUCAAAGAAGCAUACCCCCAAGUCAGAGCUUCCCCGGCACAAUACCGCGACUCAUCGUGACUCGGGAGCCGAGCCCAAGUCGAACAGGGGAGUCGUGCCUUCACGGGGGCAGUGGGCCUGGCAUAAUCUCUGUGGACAUACACAUGGACGAGGAGUCGCCGUGUUCAGACAGCGGCUGUGGAGGCUCUCCGGUGCCGUCCCUGGUGUUCCGAAAGCUCUCGAGUUCGUCCUCUGCUGGGCUGUCGUCAGCCUCGUCGUUUGAGGAGUCGGAGGACGACUUUACCGGUAGCGACAUCGAACCCAAUUUAACUACAGCUGUGUUCAACAGUAUGCUUAGCAGUCCGGAGGAAGUUCCCGGGAACAAAUCGUGGAAGAAGCUGAAGACCAUGGUGCAGUGCUCCCCCUUGGUUGCGUCCUUCAAGAAGCGCUGGGUCCAGCUCGCCGGGCAUGCAGGGAACUUCCAGGCUGGGGAGCGGGGUAGGCUGCUGAAGAAGUACUGCGAGAACGAGCAGCAGUGCCUGGAGAAGCUGAUGAGCGACUCCCUCCGCCCAUUCGUCCCCGGGUACUACGGUGUCACCCAGCUCGACGAGCAGGACUACAACGUGAUGGACGACCUGCUGGCUGACUUCGACUCGCCCUCCAUCAUGGACUGCAAAAUGGGCAGCCGGACAUAUCUGGAGGAGGAGCUGGUGAAGGCCCGGGAAAAGCCCAGGCUCCGCAGGGACAUGUAUGAGAAGAUGGUUGCCGUGGAGCCAGGGGCCCCAAGCGCAGAGGAGCGAGCCCAGCAGGCCGUGCUGAAGCCCCGCUACAUGCAGUGGAGAGAGACCCUCAGCUCCACUGCCACCCUGGGCUUCCGCAUCGAGGGCAUCAAGAAAGCUGAUGGCACGUGCAACACAAACUUCAAGAAGACCAAACACAAGGAGCAGGUGAUGCAGGCACUGAAAGACUUUGUGGGCGGGAACACACAAAUCCUGAAAAGUUACCUGCAGAGAUUGGAAGAUCUGCGAACAGAACUGGCGAAUUCACCGUUCUUCAGAUCACAUGAGGUGGUGGGCAGCUCCCUACUGUUUGUCCAUGAUGGCUCGGGGCGGGCCCGGGUGUGGAUGAUCGACUUUGGGAAGACGGUGCCCCUGCCCCCGCCCCUCACCCUGGACCACCGCACCCCCUGGGUGGAGGGCAACCGUGAGGAUGGGUACCUCUGGGGGCUGGACAACCUCAUCAGCAUUCUGACCACAAUGCUGCCCGCAAGCUGAGGGAGGGUGACAGGAAGGGACCUCUCUGCCCCCCCGCCACCCCCCACCCCGAUGUGGGACCAGCUCCAUGGGACCAGCUCUGGAGGACCCAAGAGAUCACCACCAGCGGCCGCCACUUCUCAUCUCUCUGGGAAACGGGAUGGAGAGAAAAAUCUGAGAAAUGACAUGAGAGAGCUUAUGGGUCCGAACAGGAUAGAGCGACAACUGACAUGGAGAGAGAGAAACUGUGCAAACAUCUCACUGGGGAGCAAUUCGCAGCCAGGCUUCACAUUGCUGAUGGGAUUUCUGCGAAUCGCUGCAUCUCCCGGACAAUCCAUCCCCUCCUUGGGCUCUCUACUCCUCCCUGGUGGUGAGAGGGUUUGAGGCAUUGUUACUCACCUUUUCAAUUAGAAAAAUACCCUAAGUGUCCUUAGCGAGUGGAAGAGUAUUUUAUUCCUACAUGGACCGAUUUAAUUUUAAAGCGAUUUUUACAGAUGUGCUACAACACUAGAAUCUUGGAAAAACCUUUGCAGUUAUAUUUCUUUGGUUUAUUCGUCGUUUAAUGUAAAUAGUAUUUUACGUAUGCAUUGCGGAGAGACGCAUGCCAUUUGGUGGAUAUGCUGGGCGUUUCGGUUUCAACUGGAAUAGGGAGGACAUUUUUUUCUGGGAGAGAUUAACCAUUGCAGAGUUAAAGGAGAUGACCCCAUUUGGGCCAUUUUAAAGGACAGUUUACUAAACGUGGCCCAGGGAAAUGACCCCAAAGCUUGACUCGGGUUGGAAGGCAGCCAGUGGAAAAUGUGAUGGUGGGCAGCGUGUGCAGAGGCUGUAUGCUGAGGUGACAGAGGCUGAGGGUGGUGGUGGUUUGUGCUUCUGGGAGAUGUUAUUCCAUCCCCUCUGCAGGGGUUAAGCAAUGCAUUCCAGCCCUGUUCUAAAGAGGUGUCCACUGGUGUUGGGCCUGUUUCUAUUCAACUUCCUUUGUGACCAGCUGGUCUGUAUUGCACUGUUAUGCCUCAUAGAUGCUACUGAACAAAGCCAGGACUCCUAGGUGUGACAUUUUCACCCCUCAACCCCCAAAAAAAAGAAAAGAAAAAAAAAAAGUUCAGUGAUAUUUUGGUGUUCCCAGAAGAGAUUUUGGUUUUACAAAUUAAUAUUAUGGGCUAUAUUGUGGGAGCACUAGUGCCCUUAGAUACCAUAUAUAUCAGCUAUGACACAUCCGUAACAUCAUGUACGAUGUGUGUUUAGACUUGUUAAGAGGGGGGUGGGGUUUGGGGUGUUUUUUUUUUUUCUCCUUUCCCCCCCUCCCCCCACAGUCAUAGCAUUGAUUUGUUUUACUGGUAAUGUCUGCUCUGUGUAGACUUGCCGGUGUGUAAUCUGGUGUUUUAAAAAAAAAAAAUGUUUUAGUCCGAACUCUUAAGCCAUAACAGGAAAUGAACACACAGACUGCUUCACACAAAACAGUUCCCUAUUUUAGCCGAGUGUGGGAUAAAAGACCCAGCUUAUCGUAUUAAAAGCUCAUGACACACAGUCAUGGGCCUGCGUGUCAACACAGUAUCUGUGUUUGUGUGAUACAACCACAACCUUCUGAUCUCAGAUAUUGCCAGAAUGGCAAUAGGAUCUUGUGAAUUAUGAAUACUGGGUUUGAAAAUAUGUUGGGAACUUUCACUAUGACUAACUGGUGGUGUGUGAACUUGUACAACUGGUAUUUCAAAGGCAUAUUCUGUCAAAAGUUCUUUUUAAAAAGGAUUUGAAUCUUUUUAAGAAGCAAAUUUUGAUAAAUUAUUGAUUUGAAAAGAUUUGUUUUUGUGUUUUUAUUUUGGGCAUGACUGUUUGCUUAUUCACGGCAGUGUUGUAUGGUAUUGACUGAGCCCAUCACGUGGGCCUGGAACUGGGAGGUUGGGUGUAACAAUCUUAUGCUUCCUCUGGACACUGUCAUAGCAUGUGGACCAUUAGGCAGUGGACCACCUGUGAUUUCAUUAAGAGAUCAGUGCCAGUUGCGGGAUGAUUUUUAUUUUUUUAUAUGCGAUGGGUUCAAUUGAGUGUGUUGAUUUUCCUAUCUUUUAGGGUGGCUUCAAGAACUGGCCUACAUGUAAACCGAGUGUCGGUCUGUCUGCCAACAUUCCCAUUUGAGUCUUCCUCUGCAUUCCAUGACCACAAAGUAUUAAAGAACCCAUGGCUUUGUGUCAGUCUGAAACACUUCCAAACCUGAAAACUAACAAAAUGUGUCUUUCCCUAAAGCUCAAACAUCUCUUGGAGCAAAGCGAAUUGGUUGAAAACCAUUACUUUUCAUAAUAUCAUGCUUUGGCAUUUUGCAGUGUUUGUGACAUCAGACAGGGAAGAGCAGUGGGAUGUUUCUGGGGAUUUCUGCUGGCUUUGGCCUUGCUAGGUGCAGCAUGUUGAAAGAGAGCGGUAUUCUGGGUAGGAACCACAACUCUGUGUCCACUCUGUGUACAGAAAGCAAAUGCAAUAAACUGGGACCAUGAGCUAAAAAGCCUUUAUAAAGAA